Zygotorulaspora mrakii is the source of this 1752-nucleotide messenger RNA. RefSeq names its product Kri1p (gene KRI1). The record is from RefSeq and is a predicted model, not a curated record. Lineage: Eukaryota; Fungi; Ascomycota; Saccharomycetes; Saccharomycetales; Saccharomycetaceae. Gene Ontology annotation, biological process: endonucleolytic cleavage in ITS1 to separate SSU-rRNA from 5.8S rRNA and LSU-rRNA from tricistronic rRNA transcript (SSU-rRNA, 5.8S rRNA, LSU-rRNA). Gene Ontology annotation, cellular component: nucleolus; 90S preribosome. Bases 1 to 1752 code for a protein of 583 amino acids. The transcript has a single exon.
AUGCCCAGAAAGAAAUCAAGUGCUAAAAAGGCAAGAGAGACCGCUGUAAAAGAAGCCAAACAAGUGCAUGUCAAGAUUGGUGCUCAAGAAGAUAAAGAAACAGAACUUCCGACAAUAGAAACACCAAAAGAAAUCUCUGACGCUAGUGGCGAUGAAUCUUCCAGCGAAGAGGAGGAUGAUUACGGUGAACUGAUCACGGAAGAGGUUGAGGAGGGUAUUCAGAAAGUCCUCAAGGCAAUACGGGCAAACGAUAAGGAGGUUCUAUUCAAUCCUAAGGUCAGAUUUUUUCAUGAUGCUGAAAGGACAGCCAAUGCAAACGAGAAAAAUGAGAAACAUAAACCAAUUUACCUAAAGGAUUACCACAGAAUGAACAUUCUAGCAGGAAAUACAUUUGCGGAAGAUGAAGAGCAAGAGGAAAGUACCAUUGACGGUAAGCAGUCGUACGUUGACCAGCAAAAAGAAGAAAAGACUAAGCUGUUAGAUGAAAUCAAAAACGCGUUUGAUGAAGGAGUAGAGAGCGAUCAAGAAGACGAGGACUUUUUGAAAAAGAAAACACCCUCGAAAAAAGUUGAAAAAUCAAACCUCAAUCUGCCUGAUCCUGCGCAGAAUCAGGAAAAAUUUUUAGACGAAUUUAUCAAUAAUCAAGCUUGGAUUCCAAGAAAGGGUGAUAAAGUUGUGUCACUUGAUCAUGAUUCAGAUAUGCAGGAAGAUGAUGAUGAAUUUGAAGAUGCGGUAGAACAAUUUGAGACUGCCUACAACUUCCGCUAUGAGGAUCCAAAUUCUGCAGAUAUUGUUUCUUAUGCACGUAAUCAAGCUACCGCGAGAAGAGCUGCUUCCAAAUCACGUAGGAAAAAGAGAGAAGAGGAGAGAGAGAUAAAAAACAAAGAGAUGUUAGAAACGGAGAGGUCAAUACAAAAGAAGAAGACCGAAAAAGUUCAUAAGUUGACUGAUGUCUUGGAACAAUUGAAAAAAGAGUAUGGCGCAGAUAUUGACGAGGCCAUGAUUAAGAAAAUUACAAAUACUCUACUGAACAAUGAGUACAAAGAGGAGGAUUGGAAUGAAGUAUUAAGUGGAUUGUUUAAUGAAGAGUUCUAUGAGCAAAAAGGAAAGCCAACCUGGGAUGACGAUGAUGAAGUGAUGGCUGACUUCUAUGAAGAUCAAGAUAUUGAAGAGGCUGAGGAUGUCGAUGUAGAGAAAGAGGAGGAGGAUGAUAUACAAGAUACAGACAAGCACCAAGAUGAAAAAAGCAGCAACAAGUCAAGAAAGGAAAAGAAAAAAGGUAAAAUGGCAGAGAAAAAGGAAAAGAAAAACCUAAGAGCCUUAGUUGAGAAUGCAGUAGAGGACAAUAAAUUAGCUAUAAUUGAUGAGGUCGAAAAAAGCAAAGAAGAAAGGAAAUCAAGAGCACGUUCUAAGGAAGAGCAAGACCUCAAAUUCCGUUAUCGUGAAGUGUCCCCUGAAAGUUUUGGGCUUACAACGAAGGAAAUUUUUGCAGCAGAUGAUGCUCAAUUAAACCAGUUCAUUGGAUUGAAAAAAUUCGCUCCAUAUAGGCCAAAGGAACAAAGAAUGAGGGACAAAAGAAAGGUUACUAAGGCUAAAAGAUUAAGGGAAUGGAGAAAAGAAGUUUUCAAGAACGAAAAUGGUAUGAUAGCUUCGGAUGGGAAUACUGACGGGUCUAUUAUCAUUCCUGUUGAUUCAGAUUCUAAGACUGAAAAAAAAGUACACAAAGCAAGAAAACACAAGUCAUCUUCAUAG